Messenger RNA from Symbiodinium necroappetens, 1881 nucleotides. NCBI's taxonomy places the organism in Eukaryota, Dinophyceae, Suessiales, Symbiodiniaceae. The record is from the annotation of a GenBank genome assembly.
AUGAAGGCGGCGACCAUCAAAGCUUUCGUGUCCGUCUUGGCCUUUGCGGCCUUUGAGGCCUUCGCGGCCUUUGAGGCCGCCGACACCCAGCCGAAUCCGGAAGCCGACGGCACGAAGGAAGCGUGCCAGUCAGGGAGCCUCAUCCAGCACAGUUCCCCUUCCCGCUCGAAGGUGCCUGAGCCUGUAGAGGCAGUGGAACCUGCGAUGAAAGAGAUGAAGAAGGCGAAGAAGGCGAAGAAGGCGAAGAAGGUGAAGAAGGAGACGCACUCAGAUCUCCUGGGCCUCCUUGCCGAAUUCAAGAAGGAGGGUCUUGGACAUUCGGAAGGUUCCGAAUGCCAGCCGAAAGGAGCCGUGCCCAGCGGCGAGAGGAAGGCGAAGUUCGAGCAGCUCUCGCAGAAGGCCUUCACCCUGGACCUGGAUCCUGUCAUCGCCCGCCUUGUCAAGAAGGACGACUACGUGCCCCGUCUCGCGAAGAGGGCCGCCGACGAGUACCGGAGGUUCCUGGUCUUGAUGGGCAUGGGGGAGGCACCCGUCCCCUCGAAAAUGGUCGUCGACGCCUGGCAAGCCCACAUCAUGUACACGAAGAUGUACGAGCGGGACUGUCAGGAGGUCUUUGGCCGGCUUCUGGAACAUGACCCCCUCCUCCUGGGUCAAGAUGCUGAAAGGCUCGAGCAGACGCAGCAGCAGAUUUGCGACUACUUCGGCGUGGUUGACCGGCUGGUGUGGUCGGCAUCAAGUCCGUCGAAGCCAGUGGCUUUGUCCGAGAGCAUGGACCCCGCUGUGACGAUGGACCAGUGGUUGGACCACAUCAACGAGCCGCCAGCGCUCCGGAAAGGUCUCCUGGCGGAGGACGUCCAUCUGAUGGUGGCUUCAGAGCACGAUUACACGGCCAUCAAACACAGGGGGCGCGAGGAGGCCUUGUCUUUCUUCCAGCAUUACAACCAUGCCACACGCUUCCGCAAGUUCUUGUCCGAGGACAAGGCCGCCUUUGCCCUCGAGAUCGCCAAGCACUUCCGCAUGGGCGUCGACGUCUUCGAGGUAGAUUCUGACGGGAAGAUCAGCGACGUGAAGAUCUUUAUGGCCACCCUGUGGCAGGACUUAGAAGACCUCAACGACACAGGCCUUGCGAACCUCACCAUGCACACUGUUGGCAACGGGUCGACUAACGAGAGAACGUUGCCUCCACAGGGGCUGGUCCAAGUCGGGGAGACGGGCAAUCUGACCAAAGCCGCCAUGGAGGCGUGGAUGCACGACCUCAACGAGGUCACGGAGGAGAAGGAAGAUCUUCUGGCGGACGACGUUCGCCUGGUGCUGAUGACGCAACUCACCGCUGCCCCUGAAAUUCAUGCAGGGAAGCCUCAGGUGGAAGCUUUCUUCCGUGAUUGGGAGCACGCCGCAGAGGCUCGGGCCUUCCUUUCAACGGACGGAGGCGCCUUCAUGGUCGAGGUCAAGCACGGUCCCCCUCAACCACGGAUGGCCGCCCAGGUUUUCGAGGUGAGCUCCGGCAAGAUCCACAACAUCAAGAUCUGGGUCGCCUCCCUGAACUUGGACGAGCAGGACUUGAACGACAAUGGCCUGACGAGCGUCUCGCUACUGGCUUCGGGCUCGGCUGAGCCCUCUGGGCCAGAGCCCACGGAGUGCCUGCGCUCCAGCAGCCGACCAUCACUGCAGCAGAUGCAGAGGUUCAACGCCUCUGCUGAGAAAGUGAAAGCGUUGGACCUGGACGCCGUCGUGUCCGUUCUCGUGGAGAAGGACAAGUACACGCCCGGCAAAGCAGCGGAGCUCACGGAGGAGUACCGCAAGUACCUGGCCUUGGCGAGCAGCGGCCACAACCCGGUGCCGUCGAAGAAGGUGGAUGAUGCNNGCAUGCCCACAUCCUGA